This is a messenger RNA of Caenorhabditis sp. 36 PRJEB53466, 1565 nucleotides long. NCBI's taxonomy places the organism in Eukaryota, Metazoa, Nematoda, Chromadorea, Rhabditida, Rhabditidae. The record is from the annotation of a GenBank genome assembly.
AUGAGUGGAGCAGUUUAUGGAGGAGGUAUGUUCAAAAUUAUUCAAUUUUUUUCUUGUUUCAUAAUGAAAAAAGUGAUUUUUUGCAGAUGAGGUCAGCGGCCUGGUGUUCGAUGCCGGAUCUCAAACGUUUCGUGUCGGAUUCGCCGGAGAAGAAUACCCGAAGGUAAGAGCUUGAUCAAUUAACAAAGAACCUUGCUAUUUUAUCGAUUUUUUCAGGGAGACAUUCCGUCCUACAUCGCCAUUCAGGAGCCACUUCCAGAUGAGACUCUCGAGAAACAAGAAGCCAUGGAAGAGGUCAGUUAACAGACUGCUCGACUGAGGGAAUCAAUAUUUCUGUUCAGGGGGACAGUUCGAAUGUGAAGACGAAGCGAGAUAAGAACUAUUUCAUCGGAACCACCAAAAUUAUCGUUCCGCGUGCCAGAACCAAUUUGCAGAGUUUCAUGAAAGAGGGAUUGAGUGAGAAUAUUAUGAAAAAUGUUGUUCUAAAUUCGAUAUGUUUUCAGUUGAGGAUUGGGAUUUGUUUGAGAAAAUUGUGGAGCACUCCUACGAGAACAUUCUCUAUUCGAACCCUGCCGAGCACCCGGUUCUGUUCACCGAGAGCGCCUGGAACGACCGUGCCCGCCGCGAGAAGCUCACCGAGCUCAUGUUUGAAAAGUUCCAAGUGCCGGCCUAUUACCUCUCGAAGAAUGCGGUGCUCUCCUGCUUCGCACAGGGUCGAACUCACGGACUGAUGGUCGAUUCGGGAGCCACGCAAACUUCUGUGGUGCCCGUUUACGACGGAUACGCAGUCACGCACGCGGUCGUUAAGUGCGGAAUGGGCGGCGACAUCAUCACUGAGCAACUGGCGCACAUGCUCGAGCAGCAGAAGAUCGACCUCGUGCCGACGUACAAAAUCGCGUCGAAAGAGGAGGUCAACGAGGGGGAGGCGCCGAAAUGGACGCCGAAAAAGGGGCUUCCGGAGGUGACGGAGAGCUACGAUAAGUACAUGAAGAAGGCGAUUCUGGAGGACAUGUCGGCCACGAUGCUCCAGUUGUGCGACACGAACAUAGACAUGGACUACGUGGAGAAACUGCCGUCGACUCCGUACUCGUUCCCGAACGGAUACACGAAAGAGUUCGCGGCGGAGCGGAUCAAGCUGCCAGAGUGUCUGUUCGACCUCUCGUUCCUGCGCGCCGACGGAAAAAAGGACGGGCUCAUGACGAUCGCCCAGAUGGCCGCCACUUCCGCCAACCUCGCCGACAUCGACAUCCGACCGACGCUUUUCUCGAACGUCACCGUCACCGGCGGCAACUCGCUAAUCCUCGGAUUCACCGAACGUCUCAACUACGCGCUCGCCACUAAAUGCCCACCAGUAAGUGCCAAAAUCCAUUAGAACCCGUUCAAAUUAUGCUUUUCAGACAAUCAAACUGCGCGUGUUCGCGGCUCCAACACAGACGGAGCGCAAAUACGGCGCCUGGAUCGGAGGAUCGAUUCUCGGAUCACUGGGAACGUUCCAGCAAAUGUGGAUCAGCAAGGCCGAAUACGACGAGACCGGCAAGGUGAUCGUGGAGAAAAAAUGCCCGUAG